Monodelphis domestica (gray short-tailed opossum) is the source of this 7129-nucleotide messenger RNA. Its product is annotated as mucin-16-like. Lineage: Eukaryota; Metazoa; Chordata; Mammalia; Didelphimorphia; Didelphidae. The record is from RefSeq and is a predicted model, not a curated record.
AAUCAUCUAGGAGGUCUCUUGCAGCUCUAAUAAUAAUAACUAACAUCUAUAUAAUGCUUACUUUGAAUCAGUCUCUCUGCCAAGUGCUUUACAAACAUCUCAUUCCAUCCUCGCAACAACCUUUGGAGAGGUAGGUGCUCUUAUAACCCCCGUUUUUAUGAUGAAGAACCUGAGGCAGUCAGGGUCAAGUGACUUGCCCAGAGUACCAGAACUAAAAUGUCUGAGGCUAAUUUUGAACUCAGGUCUUUCUGACUCUAAGUCCAGUUCUCUGUCCACUGUACUACCUAACUAUUGGAUCAUAGGUAGAUUUAUUUUCUUCUGUUCUCUCCUAACCAUAGUCUCUCCACUCAUGGCUGUUUUCUCUCCCUACAGGUUAUAAACAUCAAAUGAGCUUCCCUUGCUUCAGAAACAUAUCAUGGAACUCUUACUACAAGACCUUCACACUCAGCUUCACUAUUACCAACAUGUUUUACACAACAAAGAUGAAUCAAAAGGACUCCAGAACAUUCGAGGCUGCUGAGCAUAUCCUGCAAAUCUUGCUCAAGGUAUUGUUUGGAAGCAGCAGGCUUGCCUCUCAGUAUUCUGGAUGCAGUGCCCUUUCACUGAGGUCUCUGAGGAACAGGAUAGCAACCGGAGUGGAUAUACUCUGCACUUUCAAGAAGUACUCCUCCAACCAUGUCCUGGACAAAAAGGUGGUUUACUGGGAGCUGAUUGAACAGCUCUGUACAAGAAAGCUAAAACACCUGGUUAUAGACAAUGAUAGCCUCAUUGUGAAUGGGUAUCAACAUAAGCUGCCAGGAAUCAGAUCGACAAAGAGAAGUGAGGUUGGUGUAGGAGCUGUCACCCAUAUCCCCGACCAUGGAGCACCAGGAGACAUCAAGACAUCACUGACUAGUGGCCUCCUGAUUCGUGAAUCCAUUGUAUAUUCUAUAGGAUUCCCUACUGAGACUUCAGGGACACUGAAGAAAGUGAGUGGAUCUCACCAGGGAAGAGAACCAACAGACUCCAUCAGUAUCCCUAUGACUGGCUUUAAGGGGAGAGAUUCCAUUACAGACAUUGAAAGAGACAUAUGUGUCAUGGAGACAACUCUAAGAGCCACAGGUACUCAAGCCCCACUUCUCAUUGUGCACACUGGAGCAGGUGACCUCAUCCCUGGGAUGCACAGGAGAACUGUGUCCUCUCCCACUUCACCCUCAGCUCCAAGUGAGAUAUCCUCUGGAGUCACCAUUGCCAUUGCAAGGCCCUCACUCUCCAUGACUCCAGUAGAACCCACAGCUAGCCCUGGCUCCAGUGGUCCCUUGAACAUCAGCCUAUCUGGGACAAUUUUUUCUACACCCCUUGCACAAACACCUAGAGCUGAAAUAGCUCCUGGAGAGAGUUGCAGCACCCCCCCUUCUCUAUGGUCCACUUCAGUUGAUUCUUUCAAUACUGUUGGCUCAGCCCCAGGAACUGAAAUCACCUCCAUUGUGCCUCUAUAUUCACUUCCAACAGCCUCAAGUGCCACAGAAACCACACCAAAUCCUGAUUUGUCAGUGAGACCUAUCACACUAGAGCCAGGCUCAGCUGCCCUAACUUCCACUGCUCCCACCAUCAUUCCAACACUGUCUGAGGAAGACAUAAACACCUCACUGGUGUCUAUAGAAGGACCAACAGAAGAUAAAACAGUGUCCAGCACCUUCCCAGCAAAUGCAGACACCCCUGGUAUCACUCACAGGGAGCACUUCUUCACAGGUCCUGGAGUAACUUUUCAACCUGACAUGGCCUCUACUUCUCUGCCCAAUUUAUGUGAAGGGAUCAGUUAUUCCAGAAAUAUCCCCUCACCCUCUUUAGGGAGUAGGAAAAGCAGUGCCAUGAUUGGAGUCUGGACAAACCCAGCUGAACCUCACACUGUGGAGCCUAAGAAGCCCACCCCUGCUGAGGGUUCCCUCUGUAUUGGACCAGUGACUGAAUUUAGCAGCAGGGAAAGUGGACAUUUAAAGAAUAGCUUGGCCUCUGCUGUGACCCUUAACUCUCCACUACCAAGCCCCAUUGCUUCUAGCAGCAUGGAUGUAGACUCAGAAAUGGCGUCAGGAUUAUCUCUCUGGACAGACAGCUCCUCAUCACAAGUAGAAGUCAGUUUUCCUUAUCUCUUUUCCACCACAGGAGAUGGACCCUCCCUGGGAACAGAACCUCACAAUCCCAUCCACGAAUCUCUGAGCCCAGGGCCAGGCUCCUUUCCUGCCUUAAGUACUCCCACAGCCUGCACAAGAACAGCUUCCCUUGAGGCUGCUACUUCAUUGGAGGACCCAGGGCCAGCCGGCCUGACUCCAGAGACUGAGAGAAACCCACAGGCAACACCAACUCCAGUUAUCACCCUGCCUCCAGCCAGCACACAGGAAGUUUGCACAACAGCAUCUCCCAGUCCUUCUGACACAACCACAGAGGGCAACAGUGUCAAGUCAGGGACAACCUCUGUUUCUGAUCAAGUGCCUUCCACUUCCAGCCUCUUCCCAAGUAGUGAUGCUGGUGUGGUGCCAGCCACACAUGCCCAAGGCCAUGAAGCACCAGGAAGCACAGGAGCACUGAUGAGGAGCCCCCUGACAUCUAUGUGUUCUAUUAUGCCCACAGAAUUAAGCACAAGUCUGGCUUCCAGUAUGAACAUUUUUGACACCUAUUUGCCUGAUGAUACCAUUGCCCCAUCGGAUGACUCUUCAGAGUCCACAGUGACUUCAGUAUCACAACCCUCAUACUACAAGAUUUUCACUCUCGACUUCACCAUCACCAACAUGUUGUACAAACCAGAGAUGGGCGAAACUGGUUCCAGCACAUUCGAGGCCACUGAGCAUGUCCUGAAGAACCUGCUUAAGGUAUUGUUUGAAAGGAGCAGCCUUGGCUCUCAGUAUUCUGGAUGCAGUGUGAUCUCAUUGAGGUCUCGAAAUAAUGGGACAGCAACAGGAGUGGAUGUGUAUUGCAUUCUUAAGGAAGUCUCUGCCAGCGCUGUCCUGGAAAAAGAGAAAGUUUACUGGGAGUUGACUGAACAGCUCUUUAGAAGAAAGCUAAGCCACUUGAUUAUAGACAAAGACAGCCUCAGUGUGGAUGGGUAUAAUCGUAAGAUGACACUCUUCAGAUCCAGGAAGGGUUUGUUUAAACCUAAUAUCCACAAGGACAUGAAGCAGGAAAUGGAGAGGGCAGGAGAGACAAAGUCCCAAGUAUCAGCAGCAGGGAGCUCCAACUUGAAGACCUUCACCCUCAAUUUCACCAUCACCAACAUGUUUUACACAACAACGAUGAGUCAAAGGCGUUCCAACACAUUCCGUGCUACUGAAUUUAUCCUGCAGCACCUGUUCAAGGUAUUGUUUGAAAGAAGCAGCCUUGGCUCUCAGUAUUCUGGAUGCAGUGUGACCUUGCUGAGGUCUAUGAAUAAUGGGAAAGCAACAGGAGUGGAGGUUAUAUGUUCUUAUCAGGAAGUUUUAUCCAUCCCUGUCUUGGACAAAAAGAAGAUUUACCAAGAGCUGAGUCAACAGACUAAUGGAAUAACAAAGUUGGGAUCUUAUAUUCUAGAUAAUGAAAGCCUCUAUGUGGACGGGUAUAACCCCCAGAUGCCAACCCUCUCCACAAACAGGCCCAGUGCAGAAAGCAAGGGCAGGAUAAGGACCACAGAUAGAGAGCCAGAGACCAUAAUGACUACAACUUGUAGCCCUGCAGUAAGAACACACGCUGUUCUGGCAACAACAACAACCCCAACCACUACAUCUGGUAUUUCUGGUUUGGAAAAAAUCACUGUGCCUGCUUCCUCUGCCUUGCCAGAGACUAUGGUAGCACCAACUGCCUGGUCUGGAGUGGAGAUGAGCCCAUCUGAAACUAUGCUCAUUGCAGAGAUCUCAACCACCCUACCUGGGGAUGGGACAGGAGAAGGUGUUCCUUCCUACCCAGCUACCGUUGACCCCACAGCAUCAACCACAUUCUUCUCCUGGACCAAUGUGCCUCCAGCAGGGUCUAUAAGCUCCUCAGCCACAAGUCUUUCCAGUGUCAGUAGAGAAGAUCCAAAGCCAAUUCUCUCUCUGGACACAUCUGCUUCAGAGAUCACAUCCAUGGCUACUGCAAGGGAAGGGCUGGCCCUAACUGAGUCCACAGCCACAAUGGAAAUCAGUCGAGGAGCUGAGGCUGAGAUUCUGUCCACAAGUGGUUUGCCCAACAUCUCAGCUUCCCCUCUCAUUCCCAAAGAUAAAAUAUCCACCUGGGCUACCAUGACCACUAUUGCAGACACUGCAUCAGAGAGCCCCUACUUGAAGGUUUUCAACCUCAAAUUCACCAUCCUCAACCUGUUCUACACAACAGACAUGGGUCAAAGGGGCUCCAGCAAAUUCAACUCCAUUGAGGAUGUCCUGCAACCUCUGAUCAACAACUUGUUUAGAAAAAGCAGCUUUGGCCCUCACUAUUUUGGAUGCAGGCUGACUUUGUUAAGGUCUAUGAAGAAUAGGAUAGCAACAGCAGUGGAUGUCGAAUGUGCUUAUCAGGAAGAUUCCUCCACCCCUGUCCUGGACCUAGAGAAGAUUUACUGGGAGCUGAGUGAACAGACCCAUGGAAAAACAAGGCUGGGACCCUACAUUCUACAUAAGGAAAGCCUUUAUGUGGAUGGGUAUACCCAUCAGAUACCAACCACCACCACAAACAGUAAGUUUUUAAUUUCUUAAUUGCUUUAUUUUAUGGGAGAUUGCAAUGAAAAUUUUCUUUACUUUUUGGAGAAGGGGGGGUAUGGUAGGGCAGAGGAGAAAAAGUGGGUUGGGGGUUCAGAAUGAGGUAUUCUGUAAGAUAUGGCCAAUGUAUAGAUUUUCUUUACUUAUUUGCCUAUGUUUUUUUCUUUUUAAUUAAAAGCGUAUCUAAAUUGAUCAAAAAGGGGAAAAUACCCAAUGGGACUUGGAAAACCCCUAUCACCUUCUUGAUCUGUAUUUAGAGUCAAACCUUGUGGUCUUUGUAACCCUGGUACACAGAAGUGAUCUCUCAACAUUACAGGGAGACUUGUGCCCACUCCUCUAUAGCCUUCAUUCAGCAAUGUUGGUGAAUGGUUUUCAUUAAAAAUAUUUUUCUUUUUCCCUCCUUCAAUAAUUGCACUCUAUCCAAACCUAUCUCUUGCUUAGGCAUCAUUAUCCUCUGGCAUUAUAGGUAGGAAAUGAGUGAUGGUUUACUUCCUCUCCUGGCAAGGUUUAAUUAAGACUAAAGGACCCAAGAAGAUAAAGCAGGAAAUGGGAGAGGUCAGGAAAGAUGUACUCCUAGGUGUUAGGUCUAACAAUGAAUGUAAUGAUCUCUUCUCACAUGGACCCUGCAUUCCAACAAGAGUGACAGCUAUUCCAGAGAUAAAUCUAGGUAGAAUAAAAACAAAGAAUAAAUAUAACUACCAUGUAGUUAGUGACAAAGAGUUUAUAUACUGAGAGGGCAGUCAGGAAUGGUUUAAUGUAGGGAGUAGUAGGUGGAGCUGCAUCUUGAGAGAAGAAUGGGGGUCCUCUGAAGUGAAAGGGAGAAAUGAGGGCUUUCCAAGUAUAGAUAUACUGGUUUUAUGAGAAACUGAAUAAAAUAGAGCAUUGGCUAAUUUUAUUUAAAAAGCGAAAGUACUAAAUUAAAUGAUCAGUAUCAAAUCUAAAAUGAGUGAAUCUACCACCAAUACAGAGGAAAUUAAGGCAAUUAUAGGAGUUGUUUUACCCAAUUAUAUGAGAAAAGUUACAAUCUAGUUGGAUUAAUGAAUAUUUACAAAAAUGUAAAUUGCUGAGAUUAACAAAUGAAUGAAAUAGAAUAUUUAAAUGACACCAUCUUGGAAAAAAUAAAUUGAACAAACCAUCAAAGAACUCUUUUAGGGAAAAAAAAAACCCAGGGUUAGAUGAAUUGACAAGGGAAUUCUCUUAAAACAUUUAAAGAGUAAUAAAUCCCAAUAUUGUGUAAAGUAUUUGGCAAAUUAGGCAAAGAAGGAAUCUUAAUGAAUACUUUUUAUGACAAAAAUAUGGUGCUCAUUCCUAAGUCCAGAAGAUGAAAUAUAGAGAAUGUAAAGUACAAAUUAAUUUUCUUAAUAUGAAUAUUGAGGUAAAAUUUUAAAUCAAAUAUAUACUAGCAAAGAGACUACACCAAUAUAACACAAGGAUCAUUCACUAUGGCCAGAUAGAAUUUAUGUCAGGAAUGCAAGGUUGCUUAAAAAUUAGGAAAACUAUCAGUAUAAUUGACUAUAUCAAUAACAAAAGUAACAAAAGUCACAGGAUUAUCUCAAUAGAUAAAGAGACAAAAUGCAAAACUCGAUCAUAUUAAAAAACACUGGAAAGGAUAGGAAUUAAUGGGCAUUUCCCCAAAAUUAAAAGUAAUAUCUACCUAAAGCAAUCAGCAAGGAUCAUCUAUGAUGGAGAUAAGUUAGAAGGCUUUCCAAGAAGAUUAAGACUGAAGCAAGGAUGCCCAUUAUCAUCAUUACUAUUCAACAUAGUACUAGAAAUGUUAGCUUUUUAUUAAGAGAAGAACAGAAAUUGAAGAACGGAAAGUAGGCAGAGGUUUCUUUUAAAAAAUUAUAUUCUAUUCUAAAUUCUCUAUUUGCCCAUUGAAAAGAUAAAAAAUGUGAUACCCAUUAUCCAUAUGAAGUCAUGCAAAAUAUAUUUCAACAUUAUAUUAUUAUAUUCAGCAUUCAAGCAUAAAAAGGAACAUAAAAUAUCUGCUUCAGUCUACACUCAGAAUUCAACAGGCCUCUCUCUGCAGUGGGAUAGUACUUGUGGAGGGCUUUAAAAGCUAGAGAAGGGGGACAGCUAUGUGACUCCAUGGAUAGAGGGCCAGAUUGGAGAUAGGUGAUCCUGUGUUCAAAUUUAACUGCAGAUACUUUCUAGUUGUGUGACUCUGGGCUUCACUGGGCAAAUUACUUAACCCCAGUUGGCUAGCCUAUGCCACUCUUCUGUGACCAAUAUUUUCUAUUGAUUCUAAGUCAGAAGGUAGGGGGUUCAGAAAAAUCAAACAAACUAAAGAGAAGGUUUUAAAAUUUAAACAUGUGAAGUAUGUUCUUUCCUUUUCUAAGGCAAAUUUCUAAGUCCAUGAGGACUCAAUGGAUAAAGUCUUCUGAUAGAAUGUAAGCUCUUUGAGGUCAAGGAAUGUUUUAUUUUUGUCUCCCUGUCUUCAAUACCUAGAGCAA